AUGUUUCGCUCGGUAAUGCCCACUGUUCACUCAACCGUCAACCAUGAGUGGCUCGACCAGGUUACUAUCAAGUAUCAUCUUGUUGAAGAAGACGAUGCUAUUUUUCCCGCUACGAACACCGUCAUUGAUCGAUCACCACCAUCUAAGGAUCUGGGCUCGAUGGCUUUUCACCUUCCAAUUCUUGAUGAUAGCUUUAUCUAUAGUGGUAGCAAUGGCAAUAGUUCUCACGAUAGGGUGCAAGAAAGUUCUGAAUCUUCGAUUGGGGUUCACGAAUAUUAUAAUAACAUGAAUGAUAGUAAUACUACCCCUAUUGUUACUAGGCCCAUGGUUAAUGUUGAUGGUGAUGUGCCCUUGGAUGAGAUGUAUAAGGUGAGAGAUGAACGAGUUUUUGUAAAAAAUGAGAAAGUUGUCUUGGAGAGCAAACUAGUAGGGUAUGAUGAUGUUGUCAAGGAAGUUUCGACAUUAAUGGCCAUAGUGGCAUCUCUUGAGUUGGAUAAGAUCCGGUUGUUGGAUAAUAUAUCUAUGUUAGAUCACGAUGUUCGGAAGCUGAAACGUGACUUAAAUGAGUUCACCCCGCAAAAUUCUGAUUUGCAAGCAAGUAUGGUGGGGUUAGAGAAUCAGCUGAGCAAAGUGAAUGGGGAUGUGACUUGGGUAUUAUCGCAUGAGAUCAUGAAGUUGGUUGACAAAAUUCUCACUGAAUCGUCAUUUUUUAAGGCCAAUCGUGAUCUGCAAUCCAUUUGUGUGGAUUUUGGUAGGAGGGCUGGCUAUGAGAUGAUGAACACUGAUUUUAAGAUGAGCCUUCAUGAAACCAAUCUUCCAUUAUAUGACCCCUCUCAUGUGAAAAAAAAUUGA
Messenger RNA from Lactuca saligna, 852 nucleotides. The record is from the annotation of a GenBank genome assembly. NCBI's taxonomy places the organism in Eukaryota, Viridiplantae, Streptophyta, Magnoliopsida, Asterales, Asteraceae.